AUGAGCCGAUCCUGGACUACCAAGAGCAACAGUCUCCUGAAAGACGGCAGCUGGAUCAGAAAAGUGGAUGAUGAGGAUGAAGACAUCGACCGAGACCCAAACUUUGCCAAAUCUGUUCUGAGUGGGUUCCAAACCGAUGACACUCCUGCAAGCACCACAACCACUACAGUCAGCAAGGACGGCAAAACCACUGAGACCACCGUCACCACCACCCAGGGUGUUAGAUCUCAAGUGAUUAAAUCUCCCACCAAGACUGAGACGUUCACUGAGCGGGUCAUGGCUUCAAGCAAAGAGCCAAUAUACUCCAGCUACUCACCGACCAAAACAACUAAAGUGACUGAGACAACUGUUACCAGCAAUAAAGGGACUGAGGACAAACUCUACGACACACUCAUCCCCUCACUGGUCAAGGAUGAUUUGUCCCCCACAGACAGGAAAACUACUGUCACCAGUACUGAGACUGUGAUUGUGAAAAGCAGCCCUGAAACUACUGACGCCGAGGACCACCUUUUCAACACACUCAUCCCCUCGUCUACCAAGGAUGAUUACUCACCCACAGACAGCAAAUCAACUCUUUUCACUACUGAGACUGUGACAGUGAGAGGCAGUCCUAUUGGAAAUAGUUCUAAAACUACAACCACGACAAGAUCUUCCUCUUCGGCUGAAGAUGACCUGUAUGGCAGCCUUCUGCCUAAAUCCAUUACAUCUGCAACUAGUCUGUCUUCUCCCAUCAGCAGCAGCAGCAGCAGCAGCAUCACAAGGAGAGAGGUCAUCACAGUGGAGAGCAGCAGAGGAGGAGACAGCCCAACUCUGUCAUCACCAUCCUCCACCCGCAGAACCACCAGUUACAGCUCAUACAAUGAUGAUCCUCCCUCCACCCGAACCUCCACCUACACCAUCAGCAGCACACCCAGUGACAACUACAGCAGCGACCGUAAAAGCUACUCCAGUGACGACUACAGCAGCGACCGUAAAAGCUACUCCAGUUAUGAGUACAGCCCCACUAACACCUACACCUCAAAAAGGACCAGCAGCAGGUCAGAUGACACACUGGGGGAUGCAAUCUACUCAUCCUCUGUGAAGAGUGUGUAUGGAGCGCCUGAGAGGACCGUGCUUGAGAAAGACCUGUGCAGCUACUGCCGCAAGCCCUUCAUUGGUGACGCCAAGAUGGUCCUGGACGACAUGAAGAUCAACUGCCACGCUACCUGCUUUAAAUGCGAGGUGUGUAACAGCACUCUGGGUCAUAUGAAGGCCGGGGACAGCAUUUGGAUCUACAAACAGAUGGUGCACUGUGACAACUGCUUUGAGAUCACCAGAGACAAAUGGCGGCGUUGAGUUUCUCCUGAGUCGUCCCUGGAGAAGAAGCACAUGUGAUUAAAGUCAAAAUGCAUUGCUGCUUAUCAGAAUGUUUUGGGUGGAAUGGGUUAUCUUGUACUUUUAUUUUUACGAGCUGUAAAAGCUUUAUCAGGGCGUUUUGACAAAUGACAGUUUUACCAUGAAAAUACAUUUUUAUAUAUAGAUGUAUACACACUAUUGCAGCUCUUUUGCAGCUAGUUGUAACUGUAUUGUUGACGCUGUUAUAUUGCUGUCUCUGUAUCUGCCCCUUUUCACAAAAUACAGAUAUCACUUCUGAUAUUCUCAGCAGCCUUUAGGGGGACUCUUGUGUGUAACAUGAAAGGAGGUAUUAUAAACUUUAGGGCCGGGGGCUUUUUCUGCGUGCAAUAAAGGCAAUCAAUAUAUCUAGA
Centropristis striata (black sea bass) is the source of this 1745-nucleotide messenger RNA. RefSeq names its product sciellin (gene scel). Gene Ontology annotation, cellular component: cytoplasm. The transcript has 22 exons. Gene Ontology annotation, biological process: epidermis development. Bases 1 to 1335 code for a protein of 444 amino acids. The record is from RefSeq and is a predicted model, not a curated record. Lineage: Eukaryota; Metazoa; Chordata; Actinopteri; Perciformes; Serranidae.